CAGUCCCCUCCCCUGGGCCAUGGCCAACUCAGGUCUUCAGCUCCUGGGCUACUUCCUGGCCCUGGGUGGCUGGGUGGGCAUCAUCGCCAGCACGGCCCUCCCGCAGUGGAAGCAGUCCUCCUACGCUGGCGACGCCAUCAUCACCGCCGUGGGCCUCUAUGAAGGGCUCUGGAUGUCCUGUGCCUCCCAGAGCACCGGUCAGGUGCAGUGCAAGCUCUAUGACUCGCUGCUCGCCCUGGAAGGUCACAUCCAGUCAGCUCGAGCCCUGAUGGUGAUGGCCGUGCUCCUGGGCUUUGUGGCCAUGGUCCUCAGUGUCAUCGGCAUGAAGUGCACCCGGGUCGGAGACAGCAACCCCGUUGCCAAGAACCGAGUCGCCAUCGCUGGGGGUGUCCUCUUCCUCCUGGCGGGCCUCUGCACUUUGACGGCCGUCUCAUGGUAUGCCACACUGGUGACCCAGGAGUUCUUCAAUCCCAGCACACCCAUCAAUGCCAGGUUCGAGUUUGGCCCGGCCCUGUUCGUGGGCUGGGCCGCCGCCGGCCUGGCCAUUCUGGGCGGCUCCUUCCUCUGCUGCUCGUGCCCAGAGCCCGAGAGAUCCAACAGCAGCCCGCAGCCCUACCGGCCUGGCCCCUCGGCGGCUGCCCGAGAACCAGUUGUUAAAUUGUCCGCCUCCACCAAGGGCCCCCUGGGUGUCUAAUGUCCAGGUCCCCAGCCUGGCUCUGUCCCCCUGCCACACCUAGACUGUGUGCUUGGUAUUUUUUGGAAAGAAAAGUGAACCUCCA
Messenger RNA from Hippopotamus amphibius kiboko, 779 nucleotides. It is a transcript of the gene CLDN19, whose product is annotated as claudin 19. The record is from RefSeq and is a predicted model, not a curated record. The transcript is spliced from 5 exons. Gene Ontology annotation, cellular component: bicellular tight junction; plasma membrane. Gene Ontology annotation, biological process: cell adhesion; bicellular tight junction assembly. Gene Ontology annotation, molecular function: structural molecule activity. Bases 20 to 694 code for a protein of 224 amino acids. NCBI's taxonomy places the organism in Eukaryota, Metazoa, Chordata, Mammalia, Artiodactyla, Hippopotamidae.